Spodoptera frugiperda (fall armyworm) is the source of this 8661-nucleotide messenger RNA. It is a transcript of the gene E(bx), whose product is annotated as nucleosome-remodeling factor subunit NURF301. Gene Ontology annotation, biological process: regulation of transcription by RNA polymerase II. Lineage: Eukaryota; Metazoa; Arthropoda; Insecta; Lepidoptera; Noctuidae. Gene Ontology annotation, cellular component: NURF complex. Bases 678 to 8249 code for a protein of 2523 amino acids. The record is from RefSeq and is a predicted model, not a curated record. The transcript is spliced from 18 exons. Gene Ontology annotation, molecular function: RNA polymerase II cis-regulatory region sequence-specific DNA binding.
AAUAUUGUAAAUAUUUUACACUAUUUUAAAAACGAAUUAAGUACUAAUGAUAAUAAAAAUAUCGAAGUUCAAUUUUAAAAGAAAGUUAAGUGAGUCGUCCCGUCGAAUCGUUUCGAAAGAAAGAAAAUGGCUGCCGAUGUGUUCUGUGCGGCAACUACCACUCCUUCCCGUGAUAACUUUCAAUAAAUUAUUCUGUAAAAUAGCCCCAAUAUUUUAUAUUUUCGAAUAUGAAUUAUUGCUUGUGUAUUAGUUAUCUUCAAGGAGAGAGUUAAUUUGUCAUAUUAAAAAUUCAAUACCCACAAGUUAUGAAAACGACAUGGCGGACUGAUAAUCAACCAAUGGGAAGCCAGCAUCAAGCGUUUCAGAAUUGCAUGUACUCGCAUUUCGCGUCAUUACGUUUUCGGUGCCUUCUUUCUCCUAUAAAAUUUGUAGGUAAUCUUUUGAUAUCAGUGAGUUGAUUGACUUCUCAGUUAAUUGCUAAAAAGACAGUGUGAAUAUUGUGUUUAAAAUUGUUAUGAGACGUUCUUUUGAUGUGAAGCAUCCCGACGGCUGGGAUCAUGACUGCGUUGGAUUUAGGAUGAACUGAAAUGCAAUACCAUCUUUUUGUUUUUGUAAACAAGACUAUGUUUUUACGAUACACGUGCGAGACUGUAUACAAUUGACAGUUGUUGUUUUCAAUGAUGUCGGGAAGGGGGGCAAAGAAACGCGGAAGGCCCCCAAAAUCAGGGAGUUUCGAGAAAAGUAGGAAAUUCCAGUAUCAUUUGUUGAAAAAACCAAAAUAUUUACUAAAUCAACAAAAUGCAGGAUCUACUUCUUUGGUUAGUACUCCAUCAGCAUCAAGAGCAUCAUCACCACAAGGAAGUGAUAUAAGUAGACGAAGUACACGAAAACAACGAGGAGGCAAAACACACAAAAAUAAAAGAGGUGGAAUAUCGGGCUCAUAUUCCCGGAGAGGAUAUAAUCCGCACGCAGCGGAUUACCACGAAUCAGAAUAUCAUUAUGGAUCUGAUUUUGGUGAUGAAUAUAGUGAUAGAUCGGAACCUGAAGAAGAUCGCGGCUCUGAAAGUUCUGAUGGCACUGUCGGAGAUGGUGCCGCGAGCGACAGUGAUUUUUCUGUCAGCAGUUACAGCACUACUAGUGGUACUCCUCGUAAGGUGAAUAAUUUACUCAGACCACCUAGUCCAGAUCCUCUGUGGCUUCAACAAGAACGACAAAUCCCAUCCUUAGAGCUUCCUUCAUCCUCAGAUGAUCUGCUAAUUCCACAGAAUUUAAUAUUACAAGUAGUUGGUGUUUAUGAAGUGUUGAGACACUUCAGACAUCUUGUACGAUUAUCACCAUUUCGCAUAGAAGAUUUAUGUGCAGCUAUAAGUUGUGAGGAGCAGAGCAAUCUACUUGUUGAAGUGCAUAUGAUGCUACUGAAAGCUUUAUUAAGAGAAGAAGAUGCUCAACAAACACAUUUCGGUCCUCUGGACCAUAAAGACAGUGUUAAUAUUACUUUGUUUUUACUAGAUGUCAUGACAUGGCCUGAAGUCCUUAGAAUUUACAUAGAAAGUGAUAAAUCAUUCGAUCAGAAUGUUGUAAGAAUUUUAAAUGCGUGUGAAUAUCCAUUUACAACAGUGGAUGAACGGCUGGCUGUUCUUCAAUUCUUAUGCAAUCAAUUUUUAAUAACAAAUCCAGUUCGUGAUGAUCUACUCAGUGAAGUUCCUAUUCAUUACGAUGAUCAUUGCCGUGUAUGUCAUCGCCUGGGUGAUCUUCUAUGUUGUGAAACAUGUCCAGCCGUAUUUCACUUGGAGUGUGUAGAUCCUCCUCUGGGUGAUGUGCCAUCUGAAGACUGGCAAUGUGCUCUAUGUAAACAACACAAAACAAUGGGUGUGACAGACUGCCUCCCAGAUGCUGAAAAACAAGGACUAAUGUGCAGACAUGAGCAUUUGGGCUUUGACAGGCAUGGAAGAAAAUAUUGGUUUAUAGCUCGACGAAUUUUUGUGGAAGCUGAAAAUGGUGAUGUCUGGUAUUAUUCAUCGCCUCAGCAAUUUGAGGAACUGUUAAAUGUUUUAGACUCUGAUGAAAUGGAAGCUCCAUUAGUUAGAGAGCUGUUAGAAAUGAAACAGGAAAUUUUGAGACAAAUGGAUAUUACAGAGCGUCUUACUAAUCAAGUAAAAGGAAACCGGAAGUCAUAUUUAGAGAUUGAAAAUGCAAAUAUAGUCAAACAGCGAAAAUUAAAAGAAGAACAGAAACGACAAGAUCGUAAUCCUGAAUUGAAAUUAGAUGAUGAAAAGAUGGACAAUGUAUCAUCUUUAGUCGGUGAUGGCGAUGUUGUGAAUGAAGUUACUGUCGUCAGUGAAGACACAACACAUGAAGAUAAUGACAAUGAAUCUACGGAAGAUGAUGAAAAUAAAAAAAUUAAAACUAAUAAAGUUAAACUACCACUUCAAAAGAAGCAUGAAGAAGUGACAGAAAGAUUAACAAGAUUAAAAUCAAACCAGAUCUCCAAUGGAACUUACUUGUUUAAAUUAGGAAACGAAAAUAGUUUUAAAAAUUAUAUAAACCAGUACUCUGCAAAUCCUUUGGCAUUAAACAAACCACAGAGAAAUGAAGAGAGGGAUAAGAAACGUUAUAUGUCCCAUAAGUUUUCUUUGUCUUCCGCACAAGAAUUUAAGUGGGUUGGCUUGCUCAAUGCUACAAAACCAUUACUGGAGGCUACACUUAGACAAACCUUAUUACAAUUAGAAUCAAACAUAGUAUUACAAUUUAUGCACCCAAACUGGUCCCUUUUGAGAAAGCCAUGGGUACAAGCAGUACAACUUUGUCAAGCUCCACGGGACUUCGCUAGAGCACUUUGUGUGCUUCAGGCAUGCAUUAAAAGUGUAGUUUGGGUACCAGCAUGGCAUGAACAACUAGGUCACGUAAGGUUAAUACGUACCACUGCCACAGAGAGAGAGGAACGCAAAAAAUUAGACAAAAGAGAAAAAAAAGAAAGAGACGAAGAAGAAGAGCGAUACCGGACUGCCUACAAUUUUGUAAAAUAUUCUCUGGGAUUGCGUCAUCAGGUAUGGAAACAAAAAGGAGAAGAGUACAGAAUUCAUGGACAAUGGGGAUGGUUAUGGAAUUCAUCCACCAGAAAAUAUAAAAAACAUGUCACUGCAAAAGCUUGUCUUUUGAAUGGUCCGGCCAAGAUAGCUGUGCGAGUUAGAGAGGGCAGUAUUAUUAAAGUUUUAGCCGUCGAACCAAAAACAUAUGAUUAUCUCAUAUCUAAGGAAGGUGAAAAUAAGGAUGUUAUGGAAAAAUUGCCGCCGUCAAUGCGCAAUUUAAAAGUUGAUAAAGAUGAAGAUGGUUUUGAAGAAAUAGAUGUUGAAAAAGCACUAAGUUCAUCAACUCGCAGGUAUUACCCAAAAAUUGCACGAAAAUCUAAAUUAGAUGAAUUUUUGGCUCGUCGAACAUAUUUAAAAUUUAUGGAAGAGAAGAAAUUGGCUAACUUAUUAGCCAACGUAAAAAAGGAAGAUCCGGAAGUCAAAAGUGAGGAUGACAAAAACAUUGAUGUAGAAAAUGAUGAUCCAGAACCUGAUAUGUCAACCAUUUGCGGUACAGUCGGUGGAAACAAUAAGAAAGAUGGAAGCAAUAAAGAAAAUGUGGAUGCACUCAGAGAUGAAUAUCAAAAAAUUUCACAACUUACAAAAAGAUAUCAGUGUUAUUCUCAUUUUUGUGUCAAAUUUGAUUCGUCAACUAUUUUACAAAACUCUGGAGUUAAAACUAAUUGUUAUUCACCCCUUUGCAUUAAAAAGGCGAAGCUUUUGGGUAAACUAGUAUCUCUAUUAAAAGGUGGAGCAGUAAAUUCAAACAACUUACUUGGUAACUCUAAGGAUAAUACAAAAAUGUCCAUAUUGGAACAAUGUCUACUAGGUAAAAGUUCAUCCUGUACAAACUCGAAUGAAAAUAUAUUAACUGAUUUACUGUCAGCUGUGGCAUGCGCUCAAGAGUGCGAUAAUAAGAGCAGUGAUUCUUAUGUUAAAAGGAAAUUCAGUGGAGACACCAAUGAUGGUAUUAAUUAUAAGGUGGAGAAGAAUGACAUUGAUGAAAACACGUGCGUAGUUAAGUCAGAAAGUACACUGGAUGAAGCUGCCGUGCCAGCUGUUGGAAAUGAAAUGGACAUAGACAUAACAUGCAACAAUAAUGAAGAUUGUGACGUAGAAAUAGGUCCCCUUAAAGAGCUAACUGACUGUGAAACAACCGAACAAGAUAAUACAAACACAGCUAAUGACGAUAAAGAAAGACCGCCUAUCCCAAAAUUGAAAAUAACGAGAGGGAGGGCAUCUAAAGCUUCUAGUAAUACUCAAAAUGUUGGCAAUAACCAUGAAGGCAAGGACUCUUCUUAUAAAUGUUCUGUGACCUCUACUAAAACAAAUGACAAAGUAAAGUAUCGUGCCGUUGUUAAUAGACGAUUUGGUUCUACAAAGACUUAUAAAAGAGAAGAUAAAACCAUAAAAGAAGAAAAAACAGAAGGCAAUUUGGUUAGAGUUUAUUCAACAGAGAUUCCAUCUGGGAAAGUGUAUUUAAAACGAGUGCAAACAUCAGCUGUUGAAAAGAAAAAGAAGCGUACUCCUGUGAAGUAUCCUCUUUGUUCAACAUUCCACACAAGGAGUAAAGCUAAAACAAUAAUGGUCUUGCCUCAUCACGAACUGCGAAAGCUCUGCAGACAAGCUGGGCACAAUGCUGUAGCUGGUUUUAGCCAUAAUGCUAAACCUAAUCAAGCUGUUUGGCCAUAUCCAUGUCCUCGACCAUUAUUUAAAACGUGUUGGUUAUAUCGCACUGUUAAUCUUCAGUGGCUAGCGAGUGCAGCUUUACAACUUCGCAUUAUGUGGGCUUGCUUACGUUGGGAUGAUAUGGCAGCCAAACCUGCAUCUGCGGACGGCAAACAUCAGCUAACGACUGACACAGAAAUAGUUUCUCUUGAAUUACUAAAACAUCGACAUAUAGGUCAGUUUUCGGAACGGACUCAGUACCUUCGCCGACGAGUUGUAAUACCACUAGAAUUACCGAAAACAGUUCGUGAAGUCACAUCUAUUCGCAGUGGCUUAAGGAAAAGAAAACGUGCUGAGUCUCCACAAAACACUGAACCUCAGGUCUCUGAAGAAUGGGUGGACGAAGAUAAAUUGGAACUUUGGGAGGUUCGUCAAUACGGAGAGCGUACUGAGCGUGCGACCCCUGUGACGCGCACGUCUACGGGCAAGCUGCCGCAACGCAACGUAGCGCCGCCCGCCAACGCCGCUGACCUUAAAGACAAGAUGGAGCAACAAUUACGUGAACAGAGAGCAGCUCAUCAACAGAAGAGAGCUCUAGAAAUGUCUCAGGAAAAAUCGAAAUCAACUCCAGGUCAGAAUUCCAGUAAAAGCACUCUUACAUCUUUACUUACUACCAAUGCCACCACACCUACAGGACAAAAGACCGUUAUUGGAACUAGAAGAAUUAUCAUGACAAAAGGAGCUGAUGGUUCAACACGUGUCAUCAGUCAACCCAUAGCUGGUUCAACUAAAUCAGCGCAAAGUGAUGGAGGUACCGCAAAGUCGACUGCAACACCACAAAAAGACGGGCCACAAAAAGUGCAAAUUAUUCGAGCACCCGAUGGGAAAAUAACAGUUCGGGGCUUGCUAGCAGGACAACAACUUAUACAAAUGCCGGACGGAAAGUUACACGUCGUGAUGGCUGGUCAACAGGGAAUUACGGGGCAGUUAGUAGCAGCUUCACCGAUGACUAAACCGGCGGAAAGUUCUAAUGCCGAUAGAGAAAAUAUCCAAGCAAAAACAGCCGCCGAGGAACAGAGGCAAACCGUCCGCGCCGCCGCAUCCAGUACGCAGCAAGUCGUAGUGCAAGCUAACCGACAGAUCGUCGUACAGCCCACCCAGCAGGUGGUAGUGCAGCCCGCCGCGCAGGUGGUGGUGCAGCCCGCGCCGCAGGUGGUGGUGCAGGCGGGCGCGCGCGCGCUGCCGCCGCGCCUGCAGCCCGCGCAGGCCGUGCUGCUGCAGGGCCAGCUCGUGCCGCGCGCCGCCGCGCCGCGCACGCCCGCCGUGGCGCCGCGCCCCCGCCCUGCCGCCGCGCAGCAGAUCGUCGUUAAUAACCCAGUAUUGGUGCAGCAAAUUGCUGCCGGAAAAAUUCAAUUGGCGACCGUUAACGGUCAGCAAGUUCUCAUUCGGCCGACUGGAAACAAUCAAGCGCAGAUAGUCGCGCAUAUAGGUCAAAGUCCGGCAGGCGUAAGCGCUGCGCCGGUGUCCUCCCCGGCUCCCGUGAUUCGACCGGCGCAACCUGCCUUGGCACCGCAGCCCGCUCCUCAGCCUAUCCAGCCCCUACCGCAACCGCAACAACAACUUACCGAAGAUGAAAUUGUGGAAAAACGGCUGCUGGUUGGCCAACCUCCUGGCACUGUUAUAAAAACUGUAACAGCACAGGUCAUGCAGACGAGCAGCGGGCCAAGUAUAGUUCUCCAGGGGUUGCAUGGAUACUCUUUGACACCGCAACAGCUAGCUUUAGUACAACAUCAAGUGAAACAACAGUUACUAAAAGCUCAAGAAUCUACAGGCAAACAGGGUAUGCUGGGUCCCAGGAAGAUGUACCUGGCCGUGCAACCGGCGCCCACCGCGCCGCCGCCGCUCACUCCGGUAGCGCCGCAAGCUCUGCACGCUAUACAGUCGCUACAGCCACUGGCGGUGCCAACGCAUCAGGAUGCUAGUGAGGAAGACCAAAUAAAAAGACAAACGCUUUUGAACGGUGAAGAAAAUGUAGCUGAAGCGGCGAGUCAUAAAGAGGCAACACCUUCAAAACUUGAAGAUAUCAAAGAAAAUAACACGAAAACUGAUAUUAUAAAUUCAGCGACAGAUGUUCUACAAAGUAAUAAAUUCGUGUUAACCCCUGACUAUAUCCAGCAAACUAUUAAAAGUGCACUGAAACAAGAAAACCUUAACCCUGAAAUAGAAGAAAAACUAUUACAACUUCAACGCUAUCAAGAAAAACGUAUGAAACCUGAAGUUCCGCCUGAGAGAGAGACUCGAGCAAUAGCAGUGGUGCCUAGGUCACCCACACCGCCAGCACGACGUCGGCCCACAUCCUCGCGACAUGAUGACGACGACGACGAGUGGGUAGACAGCAGUCCCCGCAAGCGGUCACGUGGAGGCAGGCCUGUAUCACCCCCUCCGCCUGCGCCCCCGCCGCGCGUCGUGCCGCGCACCCCCGUUGCAGCGCCUGCGCCUCCUGCAACUGCGCCGACACCGCAACCCGUGCACACGCAUCCCUCACCCAUCGACGAACGCCGACGAGCCGCAUCUAAUAAUUCUCGCCUGCAGAUGCUACUAUUCAAGCAUAAGGAAAUGCUUAAGAAAGAUAUCAUUAAAAAACGAGGCCUGCUUGAGAAAGAGCUUGGUGUUGAAAUUCAGAAAGAGCUGUCGGCAGAACUAGCACUUCGUACGAGAGCAGAACGAAGUAAGCAGGAGGAAGUUAGAGGUGGCAAACGUCGGGGCGCGAGCGCACCUACUACUCCUAAACCCAACAAAAGAUCUGUAAAAAAAGAGAAAUUAUUAUGUAUAUGCCGGACGCCUUACGAUAAUACCAAAUUCUAUGUUGGUUGUGAGCACUGCAGCAACUGGUUCCACGGUGACUGUGUAGGAGUUACGGAAGAAAUGAGUAAAACCAUGGAAGAAUAUGUUUGUCCUGAUUGUCGACGCGCUGAGGAAACACAAGAACUUUAUUGUCUCUGUCGGCAGCCAUAUGACAAUUCACAGUUUUACAUAUGUUGUGAUCGCUGUCAAGAUUGGUUCCAUGGCCGUUGUGUUGGAAUUUUACAAUCUGAAGCAGAUAACAUUGAUGAGUACAUUUGUCCAAAUUGUCAAAAAAAUAAUUCUGUCAAUUACGCAAAUAUGAAAGAACUAACUCUUAAGGAUUUUGAAAAUUUAAAGAGACUUGUUAAACAAAUACAACUCCAUAAAAAUGCUUGGCCUUUUAUGGAGCCUGUAGACCCCAGAGAAGCACCCACCUACUACAAAGUUAUCAAAGAACCAAUGGACUUGCAGACUGUGGAAAGAAAAGUGAAUGAACAAACGUAUAGUACUUUAAGUGAAUUUAUUGGUGAUAUGACGAAAAUAUUUGAUAACUGUCGAUAUUUUAAUCCAAAGGACUCUGAAUUUUAUCGAUGUGCUGAAGGCCUGGAAGCCUUUUUUGCACAAAAAAUUAAAUACUUUCGUGAAAAGUUAUUUGAAACAACUCAAUGAUAAAAGUGCUAGUGUACAGUGUCUAAAGUAUGAAAUGUGAUGAAUUCGGUCUAUAAAACACACCAAUCGCUAUAUUCACUAUUUUGUUUUAUGAUCUGCCUGUAAAUUGUAAACUAUGUGAUGAAAAUUGCAAAGAAUAAUUUAUAUUAAAUUUGAAGCUGAAGGUAUCUAAUAGAGUUUGUCAGUUUUGGUUCUUUGUAAGUAUUUAUUGUAUUUAUUACACACUUCAAUAUAAUCCCAGAUUAAAGCUGACACUCGUUAGAUAAAUAGGCUUUUGACGGGAAAUAUAUUAUGUAUACAUUUUUGUGAAAUAUUAUGUUAGCUAAUGUAAAUUAGCGACUUUAGUUACGUUAGUUGUAUUUUAGAAUAAGACAAACAUAUUGUAUGUAAGUAAUAAAUUUUUAACAACGUC